Molecule: messenger RNA, 783 nt
Organism: Trichoplax adhaerens
Lineage: Eukaryota; Metazoa; Placozoa; Uniplacotomia; Trichoplacea; Trichoplacidae
Exons: 5
Coding region: 1-783 (260 amino acids)
Biological process (GO): protein polyubiquitination; ubiquitin-dependent protein catabolic process
Molecular function (GO): ubiquitin conjugating enzyme activity
Source: RefSeq, a predicted model, not a curated record
AUGUCUAAUCAGACUACUCCAGCAUUACGUGCCCUAGCUCAAGAAUUGAACAAGCUGACCAAUGAACCCUUAGAAGGUUGUGUGGUUGGCUUAGUGGAUGAAUCCAAUCUAUUCGAUUGGGAUGUGGCAAUUUUCGGUCCCCCAGACACGUUGUACGAAGGUGGUUACUUUAAGGCAAGACUAAUAUUUCCAAAUGAUUAUCCAUAUUCGCCACCCCAAUUUCGAUUUACAACCAAAUUAUGGCAUCCUAAUGUUUACGAAAGUGGUGAAUUAUGUAUUUCCAUUUUGCAUCCUCCUGUUGACGAUCCAUUUAGCGGCGAAUUGCCGUCUGAACGAUGGAACCCUACACAGAAUGUCAGGACUAUCUUACUUAGCGUAAUAUCGCUACUAAAUGAACCCAACACGUCAUCGCCUGCUAAUGUGGAUGCUUCAGUAAUGUUUAGAAGGUGGCGAGAGUCUCUUGAUAAAGAAUAUGAGCGCAUUGUCAGACAACAGGUAUUGAAUAGUCAACAUGAUGCCGAAAAAGAUGGUGUCCAAGUACCUACAACUAUUCAAGAAUAUUGUUUAAAAACCACUAGGAAUUCUAUUCAAAGUAAAGGAAAUUUAGGAAAUUGUUCUUAUGAUGACGAUGACGAAGACUACUUCUAUAACGACGAUAAUGAUAUUUUGGAUGAUGAUACUAGCCAAGAGAGCUAUGAAGAGGAUGAAUCCCAAGAUGAAGCAGAAGAAAUUACUACAAAUCAAUCAGAAAAUAUUUCUAAUAAUGAGAGCGAAACUUUUUAA